UUCCACUUUUCUGAACUUGGACAUCUGCCUGCGUGAAAAGACCCCGAGGCGCGGUCACCAGGGAGGACUCGGGCGCCCGGCACGCCCCAGCCCCGCGCGAACUGCGGCCACGGGGCCGAGGAGACGGCGGCCGGCGCUCCUUUACCUUUCCUGGAUUUGUGUUUGCUUUUGGAAAGUCCCAUAGGUGAGCCCACCGCCCCCGCCGGCGCAGCCCGGCACUCCGCACCUCCGCGGGCGCCCAGCCCGACUGACUCACAGAUGGUCCGCGGCCGAGCGGCACGGGUCACCACGGCAACGCCCCGCCCGCCGGACCAGCGCCGUGCUCUCGCGAGAGCUGCCGCUCGCCGGAAGUGGGCGGCGACCCCGGAAGUUCCCGCGCGGCGGAGCUGGUAGGGGCGAUCGAGUCGGACCCGGGAUCCCGUGCGUCAGUUCCUGCGAGGGCUGCCGCUGCCGGACCCGCCAUGGACGAUACUCUGUUCCAGUUGAAGUUCACGGCAAAGCAGCUGGAGAAGCUGGCCAAGAAGGCGGAGAAGGACUCCAAGGCAGAGCAGGCCAAAGUGAAGAAGGGCAGAAGGGAAACUGGAGGACUGGCCCCAGUCUGCUCCUUCAUCUUCCUCCACGGACCUGCUUGCUUUGGCGUCAGCAUCUGCCACUGUGGUUUUUGUGAGUUCCUGUGGUGCGGACAGCUGAAGAGACUGACGAGGGCUCUUCAGCAGAAGAACGUGGAGUGUGCCCGUGUGUACGCCGAGAAUGCCAUCCGCAAAAAGAAUGAAGGCGUGAACUGGCUCCGCAUGGCAUCCCGCGUGGAUGCAGUGGCCUCCAAGGUGCAGACCGCCGUGACCAUGAAGGGGGUGACCAAGAACAUGGCGCAGGUGACCAAAGCCCUGGACAGGGCGCUCAGUACCAUGGACUUGCAGAAGGUCUCUGCGGUGAUGGACAGGUUUGAGCAGCAGGUGCAGAACCUGGAUGUGCACACAUCGGUAAUGGAGGACUCCAUGAGCUCGGCCACCACACUGACCACACCGCAGGAGCAGGUGGACAGCCUCAUUGUGCAGAUCGCCGAGGAGAACGGCCUGGAGGUCUUGGACCAGCUCAGCCAGCUGCCCGAGGGCGCGUCUGCCGUGGGCGAGAGCUCCAUGCGCAGCCAGGAGGACCAGCUGUCUCGGAGGUUGGCCGCCUUAAGAAACUAGCCGAGCCCUCCUGCAGGGCCCUGCUUCCCUGGCCUUGACGUGCAGGAAGGGCCGGGGAGGAGGGCUCCAUCUCUCUCCCCAUGCCUCUUGCCUUUCUGCACACCCUGCAGCGUGGCCCUUCCCUCCAGGCCUGGGAGUUGUCCCUCUUAGCAUAGACGGUGGCUGUGUGUCCUGGUGGGUGAGUUUGCACAAACUUCUGACUUCUGUGAGUUAUUUCUGUGACUCUGGGCUGACCAGCUCAGGGUUCUGCAGGCCCCCCUCUGUCCUCCCACCUUCUGAGACGUUGACGGGGACUGACCAGUGGGUGCCAGCCAGGUGGGCCAUGGGGGCUUUCAGACUCCGUGUCAUGGCAGAUGUGCUGCUAGUGGUCAGCCAGUGGGGUCAGGACUGCUUCCUGCUGCCAGGCACCUGGAGGCCAGCUGAUCCCCGGCAUCAGGUGCCAUGCUCCAAGUCAGGCAUGCCCACCCAGGAGGCCCGCCCACAUCCUCGUUCCACUGCUGCCUCUGGAGGGCUGCGAGCCCCAAGGGGUGUGCUGCGUGUCCUGUAGGAACUCAGGUCUGCACUGAGGUCCCUCUCAGCGAGGAGCAGGUGGUCUCACGGUCCUGCUGGGGGUCCUGUGUCUGCGUCGUUCUUUUCUGUACUGUAAAUAAUGGGUCCCUCCCCCCCGCCCGACUGGUCUCUUCUGCCUGUGGGCUCACACCUUGCGACCUGGAAGCCAGAGGGGCUUGCGUGCUCGGAGAGGCACCCCGGGGGAGCCAGUUUUGGGGAAGCCGUGGCAGCCGCGGCCGAGCAACUAGCAGCAGCUCCUCCCUAUGAGUUUCUGGGACAGCAGCAGUUCCCGUGAUUUUCAUUUCCUGAAGUUUACUUUGUUUUCUUGAAGCUUCCAGGGUUUUUUCUUUUUUUGCCAAAAUACAAGGAGCAGACAGCAGUGCACCCUUCAUUGGGUCCGAGCCCCCUUUUGUUUGAGCUGGUGAGAACUUCAUGGUUGGUAGUGAGUGGGGCUUGGCUCCGUGUACAGCUGACCGCCCGACCAGCCUUUCCCAGAGGCCUCCGGCUGCCCAGGCUGUCCUCACACCAGUGGCUCUUGUGAGCAGACAUGUUGGAGACCUUCACCGUGACUCGCCACAUGUGAUUCUUCUGGACUUGCUUGUCCCUGGGCAUUUGGGGCAGUCAGUUGCGUUGGAGCUGCCUUGAUGCUCGAGACUGUGGUGUGAGACCCCAGAGGGCGGGUCAGUGUGCUGUCUGGCUUUUCCUCCACAAUGCCGGCCUCGCCUUACUCCCUGGCUGUGGUCUCUCCGGGCACCCACGUGCUGGGUGUUCAGAGAAGAUCCUGACUGUCCCGGUGCCUGGUGGGUGCAGAGGUCCACAGCUGUGGCUCAUCAGAGAGCAGUGGGCAUGUUUGCCCAUUUUCCUAAAAUGCUGUUGUGAGUAAACAAAUUGAUCCCUGAGAACUUU
Ailuropoda melanoleuca (giant panda) is the source of this 2645-nucleotide messenger RNA. RefSeq names its product charged multivesicular body protein 1A (gene CHMP1A). Gene Ontology annotation, biological process: vacuolar transport. The coding region runs from base 462 to 1190 and encodes 242 amino acids. NCBI's taxonomy places the organism in Eukaryota, Metazoa, Chordata, Mammalia, Carnivora, Ursidae. The transcript is spliced from 8 exons. The record is from RefSeq and is a predicted model, not a curated record.